This is a messenger RNA of Kogia breviceps (pygmy sperm whale), 2365 nucleotides long. It is a transcript of the gene ZBED1, whose product is annotated as zinc finger BED-type containing 1. Lineage: Eukaryota; Metazoa; Chordata; Mammalia; Artiodactyla; Physeteridae. The record is from RefSeq and is a predicted model, not a curated record. Gene Ontology annotation, cellular component: nucleus. Gene Ontology annotation, biological process: regulation of transcription by RNA polymerase II. Gene Ontology annotation, molecular function: protein dimerization activity; DNA binding.
GCGGCCGCCGGGCAGCCAUGUCGCCUUUGUCUGCGGCGCGGGCGGCCCUGCGGGUGUACGCGGUGGGCGCGGCGGUGGUCGUGGCGCAGCUGCUGCGCCGCCGCCUCCGGGGCUUCGCAGAGCCAGGUCGUCCCGAAUGAGCGGAGGCCCGGCCCGGGUGGCGCGAUGGAGGCCAAGAGCCUGGAGGGCGCGCAGACCGAUCUCAAGCUGGUGGCGCAUCCGCGCGCCAAGAGCAAAGUGUGGCGCUACUUCGGCUUCGACACGAACGCCGAGGGCUGCAUCCUGCAGUGGAAGAAGAUCUACUGCCGCAUCUGCAUGGCCCAGAUCGCCUAUUCGGGCAACACCUCCAACCUGUCCUACCACCUGGAGAAGAACCACCCCGAUGAGUUCUGUGAGUUUGUCAAGAGCAACACGGAGCAGAUGCGCGAGGCCUUCGCCAGCACCUUCUCCAAGCUCAAGCCCGAGGCCGCGCCGCCGAGCGCGCAGGAGCCGCUGGCCGCCAAGGCGGCGGCGGCGCACGGCCACGAGGGCCGCAAGCAGCAGGAGCUGACGGCCGCCGUCCUGAGCCUCAUCUGCGAGGGGCUCUACCCCGCGUCCAUCGUGGACGAGCCCACGUUCAGGGUGCUGCUGAAGACGGCCGAGCCGCGCUACGAGCUGCCCAGCCGCAAGUUCUUCUGCGGCAAGGCCAUCCCCGAGCGCUACGGCGCCGUGCGCGACGCCGUCCUCAAGGAGCUGGCGGAGGCCGCGUGGUGCGGCGUCUCCACCGACCUGUGGCGCAGCGAGAGCCAGAAUCGGACCUACGUGACGCUGGCCGCGCACUUCCUCGGCCGCGCGGCCCCCCAUGGCCUGUUCCUGGGCUCUCGCUGCCUCAAGACCUUCGAGGUGCCGGAGGACAACGCGGCCGAGACCAUCACGCGCGUCCUGUACGAAGCCUUCAUCGAGUGGGGCGUCAGCUCCAAGGUCUUCAGCGCCACCACGGACCGCGGCAAGGACAUCGCCAAGGCGUGCUCGCUGCUGGACAUCGCGGUGCAGAUGCCCUGCCUGGGCCACACGUUCGACGCGGGCAUCCAGCAGGCCUUCCGGCUGCCCCGGCUGGGCGCGCUGCUCGGCCGCUGCCGCAAGCUGGUGGAGUACUUCCAGCAGUCCGCCGUGGCCAUGUGCAUGCUGUACGAGAAGCAGCGGCAGCAGGGGGCCGCCCAGCGCAUGCUGGUCAGCAACCGCGUGUCCUGGUGGGGCAGCACGCUGGCCAUGCUGCAGCGCCUCAAGGAGCAGCAGUGCGCCAUCGCCGGCGUCCUCCUGGAGGACAGCAACAACCACCACCUGAUGCUGGAGGCCGCCGAGUGGGCCACCAUCGAGGGCCUGGUGGGCCUCCUGCAGCCCUUCAAGCAGGUGGCCGAGAUGCUGUCCGCCUCCAAGUUCCCCACCAUCAGCAUGGUGAAGCCCCUCCUGCACAUGCUGCUUAGCACCACGCUCAACGUCAAGGAGACGGACCCCAAGGAGAUCAGCAUGGCCAAGGAGGUGAUCGCCAAGGAGCUCUCCAGGACCUACCAGGAGGCGCCCGAGGUCGACAUGUUCCUGAACGUGGCCACCUUCCUGGACCCGCGCUACAAGAGGCUGCCCUUCCUGUCCGCCUUCGAGAGGCAGCAGGUGGAGAGCAGGGUGGUGGAGGAGGCCAAGGGGCUCCUGGACAAGGCCAGGGAGGGCGCCUGCCGCGCCCCCGAGGACCAGGGCUACGCCGUGCCCGAGGAGCCCCCCGUCAAGAAGCCGGCGCCCCCCGCCACGCCCCCGCCGCCGGCCAGCGUCAUCAACGACAUGCUGGCCGAGAUCUUCUGCCCCGCGGCGGGCGCGGAGGGCCAGGAGGAGUGGCGUGCGCAGGCGGUGGAGGAGCUGAGCAACUUCAAGUCGCAGAAGGUGCUGGGCCUCCACGAGGACCCCCUCAGGUGGUGGUCGGACCGCCUGGCGCUCUUCCCGGUGCUGCCCAGGGUGCUGCAGAAGUACUGGUCCGUGGCGGCCACGCGCGUCUGCCCCGAGCGCCUCUUCGGCUCCUCGGCCAACGUGGUCAGCGCCAAGCGCAGCCGCCUGGCCCCCGCGCACGUCGACGAGCAGAUCUUCCUGUACGAGAACGCGCGCGGCGCCGAGGCCGAGGCCGAGCUGGAGGACGAGGAUGAGGGCGAGUGGGGGCUGGGCCACGAGCAGGCGUUCCCUCUGGGCGCCGUGCACGCCGGCUACUUCGGCGUCAGGGACAGCGGCUUCGUGUAGCGGGGGCGGCGGGGCGGGGUGGGGGUGGGGGGACACCGCGCGUGGGCGCCUCGUCGGACGCUUGGCUGUCGGUACUGACCCCGCCGGUGGGCGCGCUGCCCGGGAC